Molecule: messenger RNA, 608 nt
Organism: Cuscuta campestris
Lineage: Eukaryota; Viridiplantae; Streptophyta; Magnoliopsida; Solanales; Convolvulaceae
Source: the annotation of a GenBank genome assembly
ACUAGCACCGGCGUGACAUUCAUUUUGAGGUGGGCAAUUUGGUUUUGUUAAAGUUGCAACCGUAUCACCAAAUGUUAGUGCAUCGGAGUUCGUCGCAAAUAUUGGCACGUUGUUAUUAUGGGCCGUUCAAGGUGGCUGCAUGUGUUGGUGAAAUGGCGAAUCAUUUGAUACUUCCAGACUACGCCCGAAUCCAUCCGGUUUUCCAUGUGUCCCUCCUUAAACCUUUCAAAGGGGAACUCACUCGCAGCGCAUCGUCUCUUCCGGCAGAGUUUGUGGAUGGUAAUCUGGUUUCCAGGCCGCUUCGGGUGCAUGAUUAUAGGACAGUGUUGGUGGGGACUAACUUGGUGCGGCAAGCUCUUGUGGAAUGGUCUGAAGGCGGGGUGCACGAUGCCACAUGGGAGUCGGUGGAAUCACUUCGGCGCUACUAUCCAGAGCUGCACCUUGCUGACAAGGUGCUUGUCCAACCUAGGAGGAAUGUUGUGAACACGCCGCAGGUGCAUGGGGAUGACUCGCCGGGGGAGGUGGAAUGUGAUGCGGUUCUAGAGAGCCAUUGGGAGGACGUCUGGGAGGAAGACCGUCGAAGAGGAACGAGGGUGUGAAGAUCUCCG